ACUUCCCCCACAAUAGACUUCUCUCAAGCUUGUCAUGGCCGCAUCACCGCUUCUGCAGCAAGGAGGCUGUCCGAGUGCCUUCCAGUAUGCAGUCAUUGAGUCCUUUUCUGAGCGAGCAAGGUAAUUCAAGCCUCACCCCCCGUUCUCACGCAGAAGCUUGGCCUGCUCCGUUCAGCUACUUAAGUUACGUGACCUAGGGUCCCGCUCUUACUCUCAGCUCGGGUUUUCAUUGAGUUUUUUUUCUCCCUUCUCUUACCGCGUCAGUUCAUUGCGAUGUUGACCUUCCUCAAGCCCGCUGGUGUUCAUGUUUCAGUCGCGACCGCUGCAGAGCCAGCUAAGGUCGAGAAGGCAGUUCUCGAAGUUUCCCCUACGGAUCCGGUGCCAGACGCAUCUUCUGCCGCAGAUGUUUCUUCAAUUCAUUCAGCGAACUCGUCUUCUUCGUUGCAUUCAGCUGCUUCUAAAUCCACACACACAGAUGCCUAUGGAGCACCCUCCAAUAUGGGUUCUCCUCAAGUAGCCAGCCGGUCGCUCACGCCUGUGCAGCCCACGUCUAUGACUAUGCCACAGUCAUCUGAGCAGUCACUUUUAGUACCUCCUACCCCAGGGCGUGGUCCUGGUGCUGAAACCGUAGGCAAUGCGACCCUGGGGGUACCGAGUACAAAUCCUUAUCCCAACGCUAAAACCGGGAAGGACUUUCGUCGUUUCUCCUUCCGUUCAUUUUCCUUCUUGCGCUCCGAGUCAAAACUUCCUCAGCCAGAGCGCAAGCCUUCCCAGCACUCCGAACCUAUUCACACACAGCAAUCCAAAGCUCAUGACAAAGAGAAGAAAUCACGUGUUAGCAAGACAUUCACGGUUCGUGCACUGCAGUCCAAGGCCUCUGAUAGGCGUGCCAGGGACACCGCAGCCAUGGUUCGCUCCGUCAUUGUGGGAGAUCAUGAAAUGGUGGACGGCAGAGCAAAGAGGUCGAAACCACUCUCCAAAUCUGACCUAGCGCGUGUCAAAGCCCAGCUCCUCGAGCCAAAAUCCGCCAGAAAGAUCAUGGACCACCUGCACACAAUGUCUGCAUCAUCAACAGAUACAGGAUCUGCUAAUACUGGGCCAAUCCAUGCAGUGUGUCUUGACGCGACCGACAAGGAAAUCCAUGAGCAGCACUUUGUACAGUUUGGAUCGGUUGCUACUGCAACAACGACUGCAUUAUCUGACGCGUUGUCUAACAUGCACCUCGUCAGCCUUAUCACUGCCCCGGACAUGGGUUUUGGUGCGCCAGCAUCAUCGCCGGGACUGUUGGCAGGUGCUGUUCCGAGCGCAGCAACUAUCAUCGAUGGUCUCCAGCAAAUAACCCCGCAGUUACUUGCGUUUGGAUUUGCAACGAGCAAGGCAAUUUUGCCAGAUCACAAGGGCAUUGUCGUGCCCACAGAUCGCCUCUCUGUUUUGACGUACUGGUGGGGAUUUGAAGUCUGCAUGCCACCUCCCACGAUUGAGCACCUCAGUGCAGCUGCCUCCCCAGGUACUACCUUGCUCAAUUUGCUGACUGCACUGUCGAUUGUCAGCCCCGGCGUCCGCGAGGUAUUGCCUUUCGUUCGCUAUAUCUCUCAGUUCGUGCAGACCGAGUGGCAUAUGAUAAAGGCAGCCGAUAAGGGUAAGGGAGUUGUCUGCUGUGCUACCUGGAUCAUGCCAGCAGCGCUGGUUCCUCGACCAUGGGAUUUCCCUGACCCGCCUCCUGCAACAAUCGUAGUUGGCCCAGGCGCAAACCUUGCGCCAACUGCAUCGAGGCCUACUACAGUUGCUGCUACGCCUAAGCCUUCCGUUGAUGCGCCGCGUGCCUCGUCCGCGUACUCCAGCGAAACUGGCGAGGAAGGGGCGCGACAUGGGAUAUCGAGUGACCCUCCUGUUCUCCCAGAGCUCAAAGUCAGUUCCCCUGCAUCGAACGAAGGUACAACUUCCAUCGACCUUCAAGUUCACAAGCCUUCUGCGGAUGUCCCCAGGGAUGCCGAUUCCAUUGCUCUUUAGUCAUUUUUGCCGUCUUUCUCGUUACGGCCUGUCACGAUUUUCCUGCUGUCUUUGAAGUUACUCGCUUUGCGCCUACUUUUCCAUUUCCGACCGAUAAUCGUCUGGACUUACUAUACCCUUCUACACAUCACACUCGUUAACUACGUACCUAUUUGUCAUUCGUUUCAUCAUCGCUCGUCACGGCAGAACUUAUUUUACCAUCCCCAAUUUAUUUUACAAAGUAAUGCCUCACUGGCUCAGGGCUAUCAUAAGGGACUUCGAGAAGUCGCUUAUAUCAUUCAGGG
This is a messenger RNA of Suillus plorans, 2294 nucleotides long. RefSeq lists its product as uncharacterized. The record is from RefSeq and is a predicted model, not a curated record. NCBI's taxonomy places the organism in Eukaryota, Fungi, Basidiomycota, Agaricomycetes, Boletales, Suillaceae. The transcript is spliced from 3 exons. Bases 274 to 2010 code for a protein of 578 amino acids.